GCGACAUUCGCCCGCCCGAGGGCUUUAGUGUAAAACAUCGAGAUUGAUCCGCGAUAUCACACGUUUCGCGACACUCACCGCCAACUUCGAUCCUUUGACUUUUAGUACCAAAGAGUGAAGCAGGAAAAAAGAGAUACACGGCCGAUAAAAAUAGCAGGCUUGCGAGUGACAUGGCAGCAGCAGUUUGUGGGGACUUAUUAAACAACAAUCAUCAUACGAGGGGGAGGGGAGGGGGAAGCGAUUAUCGACCAGUCAAUCAAUCAACAAAUCGCCCGAUCCGCAACGGUUGCUUGGAUGGCUUGUUGGUGCCCAAGAGUUGCAAUUAUCGUAUCCCAGUUGGCCUAGGCCGACUUUUGCACAAUCACAAUCGAAAGUUGCAAGCAUGGUCGCAAUUACCCCAGGGUCCUCAGACGCAGACAUGGCAUGGAUUCGAUAGGCGCAAAUCUCCGACGAUCCGCCAACGGUCAACACUCACCUGUUCGUGCUUCUUCAGGUAGCCGAGCCGGGGAAAC
This is a messenger RNA of Culex pipiens pallens (northern house mosquito), 512 nucleotides long. RefSeq lists its product as uncharacterized. The transcript is spliced from 2 exons. Lineage: Eukaryota; Metazoa; Arthropoda; Insecta; Diptera; Culicidae. The coding region runs from base 171 to 497 and encodes 108 amino acids. The record is from RefSeq and is a predicted model, not a curated record.